AUGUAUCGAAUGGCAAAAAUCUUGUGCACUAAUGAAUAUGAAAUUGGAAAAAAGUACAUGCUCGUAACAGUAAGAACAACAAAUGAACGUUUUCUUGGUUUCCAUUUUACUGAAGAACCGUCAAAUGCUGUAGCAAAAUCUGGACGAAUUGAACUGAACUGUCGAUUUAUUACUGCUCUUAAAGAUGUUUCGUCUCAUAUCGAGUGGCGUAAAGACGGUGCAGAGCUGAGUAUAUUACGCUCUAAUGGAAAAAUGUUAGUAUAG
This is a messenger RNA of Thelazia callipaeda (thelaziosis nematode), 264 nucleotides long. Lineage: Eukaryota; Metazoa; Nematoda; Chromadorea; Rhabditida; Thelaziidae. The record is from the annotation of a GenBank genome assembly.